CCUUCAAAUUAGGUUGCUAUGGGAGUGGUGUUAGGCUAGUAAUAAGAGAAGAAGUGAGAGGAUCAAACAUGAAUGGUCCAAUAUGAUUCAUAAAAGAAGUCAUUGCGUGAUAAUAAUACCCAACUUGAAACGGGUCUAAGUUUACUAUCAAUCGAGUUAAAAAGCAUUUAGAGAAAUUGUUUUCAGAAGAACAGACGAGUUAAUUUGCUUGAAGAUGUGGUCAUAGACACUACACAACAAAGCUGCGUCCCUUUCGCUGGGUCUCAGGUUUAAGCUUAAGGGUAAUAAAAUCAUGAAGUUGAAGGAGAGGAAUAAAGUUGAGGUCUUAAGGCAAGAACGUGAGCCUUGUGGUUCCUGGCAUCCGGGUAUUAUAGUUUUCGUGGAUGGUGAUGACUAUGUUGUAAGGUAUAGAUUCCUCACAGACCAGAAAGGAACGCCGGUCAUGGAGAAGGUGCAGGGGGUGGAUGUUAGGCCACUGCCUCCACAAAAGAUGGGGAAAAGAUGGAAGGUUGGUGAUGUGGUUGAGGUAUUUGAAAAACAACGUUGGAGGGUUGGGAAGGUGAUGAACAUGUUGGCGAACGAUAGAUUUGUUGUGAGAUUGCACGGAUCCAUUCAUCUUAAAGAAUUUCAUGGAUCUAAUGUCAGACUUCGCCAGUUUUGGGAAAGUAAUACAUGGUCAGCUAUUGGGAAGGUCGCUCAAAACAAAGAAUUUGCAAAUGGACGUACAGGGAAAAAUCGUAAAGGUGAAUAUCCAUGGUCAGGAAAGAAAGUCUUAAUGGGAGACAUGAAGGAUGCCUGUGUCCGUCUCAAAAUACAUGAUCCAGUAAGAAAAACAAAGAGAAGUCUUGAGCCAUCUUCCGGGGACCUGCUUGUUGGAAAAAGAAGCAAGAAAAGAAAAUCAAAGCAAUAUACCGGAGAGUGUGAUUGUCCUCUAUUUGACAUGGUUGAUAAUAUUCCUUCUCAGACUGCAGGAGUCGAAGAGAAUUUCAAUAAGGGGUUGAUUGCUAUGGAUACUACAAUGGGUAAAGCAACGACCAACAGGUUACAUGCUUCAUCUUGGCCUCAUCGAUCUAUGGAUAAUGAUGGUGAAUGUUCUAUUGCUAGUUGUAGUUCUAAUGAUUUUGAUGGCCGUAAUAAUAGUUCUGAUAAAUUAUGGAGUAAUGGAUGUGAAAAUUCCGAUGCUGAAUCAUCAUUUCCAUCUCUGGCCAGCAAGAAACAAGCAUCCUUGUUAAUUGCAGAAGAACUGGAAUUUGACAUUCAUAAAUUAGAGCUUUGUGCUUACAAGUCAACAAUGCAUGCUUUAUACGCUUCUGGUCCUUUGAGCUGGGAGCAAGAGUCUCUUCUUACGAAUCUUCGCCUCUCUCUUCACAUUUCAGAUGAGGAACAUCUGCUCCAAGUGAGACUUCUCUUGUCCGCUCAAGCUCUGUAGAUUAUAGUGUUAUUUUCUUUACCCCUCCACUUGCCUGCUUGUACUUGUGAUUUGUAGGCUGACCUAUAACAAAAACGGAACGGGUGUGGCUCUUCCUGCUUGUUUUCAUACAACUUCAUGGAAGCUUUGACAGCCAUCCUUAAACAUUGAAGUGUACAUAGAUGUGAAUCUUUCUUUCUUUCUUUUGUGGGAAAGAAUUGAACUUUGGUCUUUAUAUAUUCUCUAGAUGAAUUUGUUAAUCACUCAUCAGAUUUUGUAAGUAUAAACCACCUUGUUCUGCUUGCUUUGGUUAAGUCUCUUGCUUGAAACUGAUGUUCUCAGCAUACUGAUAUUGAAAAUCUUUCUACAUUGCUCUGU
Molecule: messenger RNA, 1786 nt
Organism: Tripterygium wilfordii
Lineage: Eukaryota; Viridiplantae; Streptophyta; Magnoliopsida; Celastrales; Celastraceae
Exons: 3
Coding region: 293-1429 (378 amino acids)
Source: RefSeq, a predicted model, not a curated record